This is a messenger RNA of Mobula hypostoma (lesser devil ray), 612 nucleotides long. RefSeq names its product nmrA-like family domain-containing protein 1. NCBI's taxonomy places the organism in Eukaryota, Metazoa, Chordata, Chondrichthyes, Myliobatiformes, Myliobatidae. Gene Ontology annotation, cellular component: nucleus. The record is from RefSeq and is a predicted model, not a curated record.
AUGUGGAGGAAGAGAAUAGCUGGCAGUUCCAGGAAACUUGGUGUGAAAAAUAUUGUAUACAGUGCACUGGAGAAUGUGAAAAAGCAGAUCAAAGCAAGGCUCAAUGUGCUACAUUUUGAUGGGAAGGGAGAGAUGGAAGCUUGCUUUAGGGAACUUGGUGCUCCCAUGGCAAGCAUUAGAAUGCCAGAUUAUUUUGAAAAUUUUCUCGAAUCCUUGGCAAACCAUUCGCUCACUCCGCCUCUGCCCCUCCUCCUGCUCUUACCCAAUAUCCCUACAGAUACUCCAGUGGAGGUAAUUUCACUAGAUGGGAUGUCUGUCGGAGACUUGGGUGGGGUGCUGGCCAUCUUGAAAAACCCUGCAGAGCAUAUUUGGAAACAGAUAGGCCUCAGUACUGACAGGCUGGCAAUUAAAAAAUAUGUUUGAAUUAUGCACAAACAUACUGGGAAAACGAUCAAUGACUCUAAGCAGGAAGGAGACCAAGAACUUACCAAAAUGUUCCAAUUUUAUAUGAAACUACCUGAUCACAAUAAGGACCUGACAUUGAAAUCAAAUCCGAAUGCAAAAUCCUUUGAGUGGAUGUCAAAAACCAAGAAUGCCUUUGUGAAUGAUUGA